GCCGAAGCAGCGAUUGGUCAACACAAUCGGCAUCAGGUCAUUUGGUGAGAAUAUAUGUGGUUGGGGGCAGCUAUUUUGAGAUUGUGUUUAGUUCUGUAGCUUAUGAGCGACAGGGAGACCACUAGCGAGGACGACAGGAUCUUGCGAUCGGCUAGACGCCCGAUAGCCCACGUGGCAUUAGGACCCGAGGGUGACAGGUUACUGUUCCACAAGCUUAGGGAGAGACAGCAGCAGCAGAGGAGAGCCAGGGCAGCAAAGGUCAGCAGGGCGUUCACAAGCGAAGCUGCUGCUUCAGCAGCCAUGGCAACUGCUGCACAGCAGAGUUCCCAGGCCAGCAGUUCAGGGACCGUAGGGUCAACGAUUGCGCAGACCCUGAGUCAGUUCACUGACGUUAUGGCAAGCCAGCCAAUAGUGUUGACCCCUGAAGAGGUCGCCAUACAGCAAGCAGCACUUCAGGAGGCACAGCUACAUAGGGCGUUAGGAGAGAUCAAGGCAGAGAAGGAGAAAAUGAUUAGAAGAAGAGCCAGGAUACAGCGGAGACAAGCGGACGUUAGCGAGUUAGAGGGGAUGGAUCUGACGUACAUGGAUGAUAAUACAGGUGUGAAGCAUGCCCUCACUCACCAUGAGGUCUUGAAACUGCCCGAUCCUGACAAGCCGUUUGUUGUAACCACGGAUGCCAGCCAAUAUGGCAUUGGUGCCGUACUUGCGCAGCACGAGGGGAAAAAGUUGAGGCCGAUAAAGUACAUGUCCAAAAAUAUGCCCUCUCAAAAGCUGGCCAAGUCCACUUAUGAGAAGGAACUCUACGCGAUUUACAAAGCGUCGACUCAUUGGAGGCACUACCUACUUGGUCGCUUCUUCUACGUCAGAACUGAUCAUCAGACCCUGAGGUGGAUGAAGACUCGACCGGUACUCUCCGAUGCUCUGAAGCGAUGGAUCGAAGUCAUAGAGCAAUACAACUUUGAGCCCCAAUACAUCAAGGGGGAGUACAACAAGGUUGCUGAUGCGUUGUCGCAUAGGCCAGACUUCUUGGGUGCGCUGGUCACUGAAUUUGGGCUUGCAGACGAUGUUAUUCAUUCUUUGGUGGAAGCCUAUCAUGAGGAUCCGUUUAUGGCCGAAAUCAUACGCAGACUCGAGGCAAAAUACAAAGCAACUGCCGACGAGUUUGUGUUGGUCAACGGCCUGCUGUUCCUUGAGAAGGCCGGGAAUAAAUGUUUGUGUGUUCCAAAUUGGGAGUCCUUGCGUAGUUUAUUUUUAGGUGAGUGUCAUAAUGCCACCAGACAUUUUAGGUAUAGAAAGACUGCAGCAAAUCUUUUGCAGCGGUUCUGGUCCACAACGAUGAGAGAUGCGAAGCUGUACGUGGAGACUUCUCAGGUAUGUCAGAGAGACAAGCCAUGCACACAGGCCCCUCUUGGGCUUCUUAAGCCCCUUCCGAUUCCGGAAAGGCCCGGUGAGAGCCUCUCUAUGGAUUUCAUGGAAACGCUGGUCACCAGCAAGAGCAGAAUGAGAUAUGUCUAUGUCAUUGUGGAUAGGUUUAGCAAUUAUGCUAGGUUAGUCGCAAUGCCUGCUACAGCCAAGACGGAGUAUGUGAUUAAGUCGUCUAAAGAAAACUGGGUCAGAGACUUUGGGCUUCCAAAGUCCAUUGUAAGUGACCGGGAUGUCCGAUUCACUAGUGAGUUGUGGAAGGCAGCCGCUGCAGAACAAGGAACACAUCUGCAGAUGACUUCUGGGAACCACCCAGCGGCAAACGGGCAAGCGGAGCAGCUGAACCGCGUUGUACAACACCUGUUGAGGCACUACAUAAAGCCCAACCAGGUGGAAUGGGAUGAGAAACUUGCUCUCAUCGCCAGCCUGUACAACAAUGUCGUGCACAGCGCAACAGGGGUGAGUCCUAACAGCCUGCUACUGACUUUUAAGCCUAGACUGCCUCUAGACUUCCUGCUACCUGAGAAUCAGCCGACAGCUGCACCUGGAACGUUAGAAUUUGAAUAUCGAUAUGAGCAGUUGAUGCAGCAAGCGGUAGAACAGAUGCACAAGGCCCAGGCGGCGAUGAUAGAGUCUGAGAGCAAGCACAGCAGCCCAUCAACAGUUCAGGUAGGGGACAGAGUCUGGGUCAAGUCCUCGGAACUGGGACAGGAGCACGGGAUAUCCCCCGCAAGCUCAUGCCACAGUACUUUGGACCUUGGGAGGUUCUUAAUAUUGUCGGGGAGGAUCUGGAUGGGCCAUCAUAUGUAAUACAUAUCCCUGGUCAUCUUCGCACUUACCCUGUCUUCCACGCCUCUAAGCUUGCACCAUUCAAGG
Chara braunii is the source of this 2298-nucleotide messenger RNA. Lineage: Eukaryota; Viridiplantae; Streptophyta; Charophyceae; Charales; Characeae. The record is from the annotation of a GenBank genome assembly.